UUUAUUUUCCUUGCAUCCAUAUCUUAUAUUGCCAUUUCUUCGUCUCCAAUCCCAUACCCUUCUUUGAGUAGUUCUAUUCAGAUGCAAUUUCAAUUUUCAUUCAAUUGGGAAAUAACGGUGACAACCUCAAUGGCUAGUGGUAGAAAUGUUCUGAAUUUUCCAAGGGAAUACUCCAGAAAUUGUUUAUCAAACUCUGAAUCUACCAUUCAUCUUUUGGAUAUUGCUACUGGAAAAGUGUUUAAGUCUCCAAUCAUUACGUCCACCAAAAAUAAUGAAGACAAGUAUGUUUAUUCUUGCUGGAAGAAGUUUGUGAAAGAAAACAAAUUGAAGUUCAAAGAUAGGGUUAUUUUCAAUGCUCCGGAUGGCAACAAUGUGUUACAAGUUCAAAUUUUACGUAGAAGUCACCCACGUUAGUUGAU
Trifolium pratense (red clover) is the source of this 419-nucleotide messenger RNA. RefSeq lists its product as uncharacterized. The coding region runs from base 82 to 414 and encodes 110 amino acids. The record is from RefSeq and is a predicted model, not a curated record. Lineage: Eukaryota; Viridiplantae; Streptophyta; Magnoliopsida; Fabales; Fabaceae. Gene Ontology annotation, molecular function: DNA binding. The transcript is spliced from 3 exons.